Molecule: messenger RNA, 306 nt
Organism: Arabidopsis thaliana (thale cress)
Lineage: Eukaryota; Viridiplantae; Streptophyta; Magnoliopsida; Brassicales; Brassicaceae
Product: RNA-binding (RRM/RBD/RNP motifs) family protein
Exons: 1
Coding region: 1-306 (101 amino acids)
Cellular component (GO): nucleus
Molecular function (GO): nucleic acid binding; RNA binding
Source: RefSeq, marked reviewed
AUGCCUCCUCGCACGGGAAAGGAUAAACAAAACCCCAGGCUCCCACCGGAGGUGACUCGCCUACUCUACAUUUGUAACCUUCCCUUUAGCAUAACAAGCGAAGAUACGUACGAUCUUUUCGGAAGGUACAGUACGAUUCGUCAGGUUCGAAUCGGUUGUGAAAAGGGCACAAAAGGUACGGCUUUCGUCGUAUACGAGGAUAUCUACGAUGCUAAGAAAGCUGUCGACCAUCUCUGGCUUCAACAUAGCGAACCGGUACCUUAUCGUGCACUAUUACCAACAUGCGAAGAUGAGCAAGAAGUUUGA